GAACUGGCGAUUGCACCACAGUGCUUAUGAUUGCUGGACCAAACGUAGUGCGCUGUUUUCGAAGGACCUACGUGUUAAUUUAAACUCGAAUACCGAUAGUAAUCAACUGCAAAAUGAAGUAUGAAAAUUGCGUUGAAAAACAAACAAUCGAAUACACACACACCACCGUUCCGGCCUCAAUGCGCAGUCCUUAUUGGAAAUACUUUGGGUUUCCUUCAGACAGUGCUAAUAAAAUUUUAACGCGGCAAAAGAUUAUCUGCACGCUUUGUGGUACUGCCAUUACUUACAACAAAAAUACAUCCAAUCUUCGCACGCACCUAAUUGCGCGGCAUCCGGAGCGACUGCAUGAAAUGCAUCUGCAGCAGCGGCAGCAAUGCUCAACAUAUGCCGGCUUGGAAGAGGGCGACAGUAAUGAUGUCUCAACAGAUGUUUUAAAUGAAGUUGAAUUAAAUGAAGAGAGCGAAGUAAAAGUACAAAUAUGUAAGCGCUCAAAUUCGCUCGACCAUGAUGAGGGUAGUGCUUUAAAAAUUAAACGACUGACCUCAAAUUAUCGUGCAGUCAAUAAAAUAACAUUAACAAGUGAUCAAGAGGACUCUCAAUAUCAACAUGAAAACACAGGGAAUGUAAAAGCAAUUCCAAACCAUCAAAAAAUUAAUGAUGUGAAUGAGCACGUCGUUGUUAAUAGAAGCAGGAGUGGCUACGAGUUUCUUGAUUCAGAACCAGUUAACGCUUUGACAACAACUGGAACCGAAGAUGUGGUCAUUCAUUGUGCUGAUGAUUUCAGUGUUGAUACUGUACACAAUGAAGCACAUGAAUUCGUAGAAGACGAAGCAGUUACGCUUGAAAGCGAAAUCACGCAGAAAUCUUUGAUUGACGACUCAAGUAGUUCCUCAUCCGGUCACCGCGGACAAUCGAAAACAUCCAGUGCGUUGCAAAACAGAACUUCUUACGUCGAAGGGCUUGCAGGCAUGCUGGUCACCGAUCUAUUACCGUUUAGUGUUUUGCAGGGGUUCGGCUUUAAAACUCUUCUUAACUCAAUUGGAGCUCCUAAUGUAGAUAAAUAUGAAAUUGAGAAGAAAGUACAGGAUGACUUUGGGCAAAUGCAAGAUAUUCUAAAAAAAUAUAUUUCACAAAACAUUUUGCAAGAUCAUAAACCAUAUUCACUUAGUAUUGAAUCUUAUAUUAAUAACGAAGAGGAGAGCAUUGCUAGCAUUUAUGUUAACUUUCUUAAUGUUGAUUAUGAAAGGAAAUUGGAAAGUGUUCUAUAUGAAGAAAUUGUCUGUAACGGCCCAAUAGACUUGGAAAAUGCUUUGCUAGAAUUCGAUCUGAGCCGUUGUGCUGUAAUUGUAGCAAUGGUGGACGAGAAUUCAGUCGUAAACGAAUUCGCCACAACUCAUGAAAUUGAAGUGGUGCCAUGUUUGGAUGCAUUACUUACUCGGUGUCUUGACCUAAUAUUCGAACAGAAUGUAGUCUUAGAGGUGCUUCACAGGAUUUUUAAACUAUAUCAGUAUCUUAAUUUGACAGAAUUGCCAUCCCAUUGCUCGUGGUCGAAGCUAAAAUUUAUUAAAGAUUUCCUCGACAGCUCAUUAGCGAACGAUUUGGAAUGCCAGGAUAUGGCGUCAGAGUUGGAACCUUUCAUAGCAUACAUAAACCCUUUGAAGAUUACAUUUGAUACAAUAACCACAGAAUCGUUACCGCUCUGUACACUUGUUCGGCCAUUGAUUACGAAACUUUUCGAGGAACAUUUCUUAGUAUUUAACACAGAGGGUAAUGUUUACCUGGAGUCUGCGCAGAAAGUAGUCAAUGUUGAACUACGCAACAGCCUGACAAAGUGUUCAUAUUUUUCUGAGGCAGUAAUCUUUGAUCCGCGCUUUCAACAUGACUUUAUUCAGCCCAAUAGUCAACAGAUAUGUGAUCAACGACAAAAUGCCACUUUUGAUAGUAUUCAACGCCAAGACAUAGUGGCGGCAAUUAAACAGCGGUUUCAACGUUUAAUACCGACGUCAGAUACACAACUAAAAGUGGGACAAAGCCAGCAACAUGCCUUACCACAGAUAGUACCAAAAUCAAGUUUAAGAUCUUUUUUUCAUCGCAUUAGCGAUGCAGCGGGCGCAGCUAAUCGAAAGCAUUCCAACAAUCCGAUUCCGAAGCUAACCCAACCAGAAAGUGCUAUCGAUGUAGAAUUUAAUCGAUACAAGUGUGAGUCAACAUUAGAUUUAGAACAAUGCCCGAUAAGUUGGUGGCAAUUGCAAGCCCAACAAUAUAAGCAACUGUACGAAAUCGCCAACUACUAUCUGAGCGUUCCAUGCUAUGCGGUACGUUCACCGACGAUAGGCGAUCAUGAAGAAACGGUGGUAAAUAGCAGAAGUGUGCGGUGGCAAAGGCGUAGGGCACUUCGACUUCAACACCCUGUCGAAAAGUGUUUGUGGUAUUUACACUAUAAUCGAGCAUUAUGUGAUAAGAUAAAACAAUCCAAACAGUUUUGUCCAUAGUUUCAACUUAGUUAUAAAAUCUGGUAAAAUAUUUUGUCGCUAUCUAAUUAGCACAAGCAUGUUUAGUUUUUAGUAUGCUAUUUUUAAGUCGCUCUUAUUAUAAGGAUACAUAUUUUUUCAAAAAAAGAAGUUCAUAUAAUAUACAUUUUUAUAUGUUACCGGCCAAACUCGAUCUUAGGACAAACUAGUUUUUCCUGGGCGAAACUAGUUCUAUCUAGAUUCGAUACAUCCGUCUAACGCGAAAUCAGGUUGGACGCAACAAUAUUGUAGACUGCGUAGUUGGAGUUGGACUGAUGAGGGUUAUUUCUAUGAAGUGCGGCCGAAGGCCGCUUACGCAGAAAGUAGUUCUGCUCAAAAAUAAUGUGGCGCUUGAUCUAGUUUAGCUUAGUCAAAACUAGUUUGUCCUAAGAUCGUGUUUGGCCGGUAACAUAUAUAACGUAAAUAGCGAACAAUAAAUAAAU
Molecule: messenger RNA, 2953 nt
Organism: Rhagoletis zephyria (snowberry fruit fly)
Lineage: Eukaryota; Metazoa; Arthropoda; Insecta; Diptera; Tephritidae
Molecular function (GO): DNA binding
Source: RefSeq, a predicted model, not a curated record